Messenger RNA from Cucurbita maxima (winter squash), 2295 nucleotides. Its product is annotated as dynamin-related protein 1E-like. Lineage: Eukaryota; Viridiplantae; Streptophyta; Magnoliopsida; Cucurbitales; Cucurbitaceae. The record is from RefSeq and is a predicted model, not a curated record. The transcript is spliced from 18 exons. Gene Ontology annotation, molecular function: GTP binding; microtubule binding; GTPase activity. The coding region runs from base 200 to 2089 and encodes 629 amino acids. Gene Ontology annotation, cellular component: microtubule; cytoplasm; membrane.
CUUCCACAGCUCUUUCAAUUUUUGUCCAUUCAUCUUCUGUUUGAUUCUUCAAAACAGUUCUCAAAUUCUCUUCCUUCUUUUUUGCUGAUUCUCUCUCGUUCUUACCUUCUUGUUUUUUGGGUUUUGUGUGCUUGAUUUCGAGGGUUUUGCGAGGGAGGUGAUUGUUUUCUUUGUUGAUUUCUUUCGGUGGUGUUUGAAGAUGACGACCAUGGAGAGUUUGAUUGGGCUGGUGAAUCGGAUCCAGAGAGCUUGUACUAUGCUCGGUGACUAUGGCGGUGCUUGUACUAUGCUCGGUGACUAUGGCGGUGGUGAUAACGCCUUUUCUUCUCUCUGGGAAGCCCUUCCCUCUGUUGCUGUUGUCGGUGGACAGAGUUCUGGAAAAUCUUCGGUUCUUGAAAGUAUCGUUGGUCGCGAUUUUCUUCCGAGAGGUUCAGGGAUAGUAACGCGGCGGCCAUUAGUAUUGCAGCUUCACAAGACAGAGGAGGGGUCGCAAGAGUAUGCUGAGUUUCUUCACCUUCCCAAGAGGAGAUUUACGGACUUUGCUGCGGUCCGUAAAGAAAUUCAGGAUGAGACCGACAGAGUAACUGGGAGGACAAAGCAGAUAUCCCCAGUUCCUAUCCAUCUUAGCAUUUACUCACCAAAUGUUGUCAACCUAACUCUGAUUGAUUUACCUGGUUUGACAAAAGUUGCAGUAGAGGGACAGCCCGAAAGUAUUGUUCAAGACAUUGAGGUCAUGGUUCGAACUUAUGUUGAGAAGCCUAAUUGCAUUAUUCUUGCCAUUUCUCCUGCCAAUCAAGACAUAGCCACUUCGGAUGCUAUAAAACUUGCCAGGGAAGUGGACCCAUCCGGGGAACGAACUUUUGGAGUGUUGACAAAGCUUGACUUGAUGGACAAAGGAACUAAUGCUUUGGAUGUAUUGGAAGGAAGAUCAUAUCGACUGCAACACCCAUGGGUUGGCAUAGUGAACCGAUCUCAAGCUGACAUAAACAAAAAUGUAGAUAUGAUUAUUGCUAGGCGUAAGGAGCGUGAGUACUUUGCAACUAGUUCUGACUAUGGACACUUAGCAAGUAAAAUGGGUUCAGAGUAUCUCGCAAAGCUCUUAUCAAAGCACUUGGAGUCUGUGAUUAGAGCUCGGAUACCCAGUAUCACUUCUUUGAUUAACAAAAGCAUUGAUGAACUUGAAUCUGAGAUGGAUCAUCUUGGCCGACCCAUUGCUGUCGAUGCUGGGGCUCAAUUGUACACGAUUUUGGAACUUUGCCGUGCUUUUGAUCGGAUUUUUAAGGAGCACCUGGAAGGAGGGCGGCCUGGAGGUGAUCGUAUCUAUGGGGUUUUCGACCACCAGCUUCCUGCUGCUUUGAGAAAGCUUCCCUUCGAUCGCCAUCUUUCCAUGCAGAAUGUGAGAAAAAUUGUCUCGGAGGCAGAUGGUUAUCAACCUCACUUGAUUGCUCCCGAACAAGGUUACCGACGACUAAUCGAGGGAUCUCUGAAUUAUUUCAGGGGGCCAGCUGAGGCUUCUGUGGAUGCUGUUCACUUUGUUUUAAAAGAACUUGUGAGGAAGUCCAUUGGAGAAACACAGGAAUUAAAGCGCUUUCCCACUUUACAAGCUGAGAUAGCUGCUGCUUCAAAUGAGGCCUUGGAAAGAUUUCGUGACGAGAGUAAGAAGACGGUGAUACGUCUCGUUGACAUGGAAUCUUCCUACUUGACUGUGGAUUUCUUUCGAAGACUUCCUCAGGAGAUAGAGAAAGCCGGAGGCCCGGGUGCUGCUGCUGCCGCUGCCCCGACAGGGGAUCGAUACGCAGAGGGUCAUUUUCGGCGGAUAGGAUCAAACGUUUCCUCUUAUGUGGGAAUGGUAUCAGACACUUUAAGAAAUACUAUCCCCAAAGCAGUGGUUUAUUGCCAAGUCAAGGAAGCCAAGCAGUCGUUGCUUAAUCAUUUCUACACGCUCUUAGGGAGAAAAGAGGCCAAGCAGCUUUCUCAAUUACUGGAUGAAGACCCUGCACUAAUGGAGAGAAGGCAGCAAUGUUCAAAGAGGCUCGAGCUCUACAAGGCAGCCAGGGACGAAAUCGAUUCAGUGUCGUGGGCACGUUGACGCCGAUGAGAUAUAUCAGACGCCUUGUAUGAUAUAUAUAUUAUUAACUGAAUUUGUUGGUUUUAUUACUAUUCUUUUGUAGUCAUCUUGUUAUGAUGUAUUUUUAGUUACUGUGAUAAGAAGUUUGGACAAUGGGAUAGAUAUACUUGCUUGAUGUGUAUUGAUAUUGCAUCUCUCAGUGUAAUAUAUUUUUUUAUUGGCCUUCC